This is a messenger RNA of Zalophus californianus (California sea lion), 2064 nucleotides long. It is a transcript of the gene DUSP1, whose product is annotated as dual specificity phosphatase 1. Gene Ontology annotation, molecular function: MAP kinase tyrosine/serine/threonine phosphatase activity; protein tyrosine/threonine phosphatase activity. Gene Ontology annotation, cellular component: cytoplasm; nucleus. The record is from RefSeq and is a predicted model, not a curated record. NCBI's taxonomy places the organism in Eukaryota, Metazoa, Chordata, Mammalia, Carnivora, Otariidae. The transcript has 4 exons. The coding region runs from base 272 to 1375 and encodes 367 amino acids. Gene Ontology annotation, biological process: negative regulation of p38MAPK cascade; protein dephosphorylation; endoderm formation.
AUAAACGCGUUUCCCCAGUCUGCGCUCGCUGCGAGGGACGCCGGGCUGUAAUAGGUGUGCGGAGGGCCAGAGGGGCAGUCGGGGGAGCAGCAAAGAAGCCUAGGCGGCCGAGAGUCCCGCGCGACGCCCCCUCACUCAGUCUAAGGGCAGUCUGGGGUUCGGCGCAGAGAGAACUAGGGUCGGGCUUUUCUUCGAAAGCCGCUGCCCUGCUCUUGGCUUCCGAGGACAAAGAGCACUGAGAACGGGCACGCUGGGGGCGCUAGGGCCGGCCAUGGUCAUGGAAGUGGGCUCCCUGGACGCCGGAGGCCUGCGGACGCUGCUUCGGGAGCGCGCGGCGCAGUGCCUGCUGCUGGACUGCCGCUCCUUCUUCGCUUUCAAUGCCGGCCACAUCGCCGGCUCGGUCAACGUGCGCUUCAGCACCAUCGUGCGGCGCCGGGCCAAGGGCGCCAUGGGCCUGGAGCACAUCGUGCCCAACGCCGAGCUGCGCGGCCGUCUGCUGGCCGGCGCCUACCACGCCGUGGUGCUGCUGGACGAGCGCAGCGCCGCCCUGGACGGCGCCAAGCGCGACAGCACCCUGGCCCUGGCCGCCGGCGCGCUCCGCCGCGAGGCGCGCGCCGCGCAAGUCUUCUUCCUCAAAGGAGGAUAUGAAGCUUUUUCAGCUUCCUGCCCAGAGCUGUGCAGCAAACAGUCGACCCCCAUGGGGCUCAGCCUUCCUCUGACUACUAGCGUCCCUGACAGCACCGAAUCAGGGUGCAGUUCUUGCAGCACCCCACUCUAUGAUCAGGGUGGCCCAGUGGAGAUCCUGCCCUUUCUGUACCUGGGCAGUGCCUAUCAUGCUUCCCGCAAAGACAUGCUGGACGCCUUGGGCAUCACUGCCUUGAUCAAUGUCUCAGCCAAUUGUCCCAACCAUUUUGAGGGUCACUACCAGUAUAAGAGCAUCCCUGUGGAAGACAACCACAAGGCGGACAUCAGCUCCUGGUUCAACGAGGCCAUUGACUUCAUAGACUCCAUCAAGAAUGCUGGAGGAAGGGUGUUUGUCCACUGCCAGGCAGGCAUUUCCCGGUCAGCUACCAUCUGUCUCGCUUACCUCAUGAGGACUAACCGAGUCAAGCUGGAUGAGGCCUUUGAGUUUGUGAAGCAGAGGAGAAGCAUCAUUUCCCCCAACUUCAGUUUCAUGGGCCAGCUGCUGCAGUUUGAGUCGCAGGUCCUGGCCCCACACUGCUCAGCAGAGGCUGGGAGCCCUGCCAUGGCUGUGUUGGACCGCAGCACGUCCACCACCACGGUCUUCAACUUUCCUGUCUCCAUCCCCGUCCACUCUACGAACAGUGCAUUGAGCUACCUUCAGAGCCCCAUUACGACCUCUCCCAGCUGCUGAAAGGCCACGGGAGGUGAUCUCCACAACCCACUGGGACUCUAGGCUCCUUGAGGAGAAAUGCAAUAACUCUGGGGAGGGUGCUUGUGAGGGCUGGUCCUUAUUUAUUUAAUUUCACCCUGAGCUCCAAUGGGUUCCUAAGCAGUCAUAGUGAUGAUGUAGCAUCAAGAUGUUUGCUGAACUCAGCACAUUCGGGACCAAUAUAUAUAUAUAUAGAGAGAGAGAGAGAGAGAGUGGGUACAUCAAGUCCCUCUGACAAAAAGGGGCAGAAGAGAAAGGACUCUGUUUAUGAGCCAGUUUCUUUUUGCUUGCUCCUGUUUUUUGUAGGAACUCUUCAUGCUUGACAUACCUACCAGUAUUAUCAUUCCUGACGACACAUACCUAUGAGAAUAUAUACCUUAUUUAUUUUGUGGAGGUGGUCUGCCUUCACAAAUGUCAGUGUCUACUCCUAGAAGAACCAAAUACCUCAAUUUUUGUGUUUGAGUACUGUAAUAUCCUGUAAAUAUAUCCUAAGCAGGUUUGUGUUCAGCACUGAUGGGAAGCACCAGUGUUGGGUUUUUUUAGUUGCCAGUGGUUGUGUGUUUGAUUAUUUAUGAACUGAAAUAAUAUAUUUCUUCUUUUAAGAAGACAUUUUGUUACGUAAGGAUGACUUUUUUUAUACAACAGAAUAAAUUAUGGCAUUUCUAUUGAAA